AUGGCGAAGCCUUCCUAUUCCAGCCUUCCGCUCGAGCUGCGGCUUCACAUCCUCGAGUUCGCUCUCGACACCCACCUAGACCCACCCCAACAGCUCACUGAGCAGAUUACCAACGCCAUAAAAACCGAGUAUUCGCUAAACCAGGAUUCGAAGGAUAUACAAAACAUAUUCUUCAACAAGACCCCAACCACUACAAGUUUGAUGCUGGUGAGCAAGGAUUUCAAAAGGGAUGUCUGUCGUAUUUUGAGCAAACCAACACGCCCUGUCCUCGAUCUGCUUAUUGGCUUUCCAUUGAAACGGAAAAGGAGACAAUAUGACUGGCACUCGCUCAUGCGUGAAGACAUCACCCAGAGAUAUGAGUACUGGGUGCUGAUGGCAACCUGGCUUCAACCUCCACGGAUUCAUCAAAAAGUUAUACCGAGACUGGACAUAAGAGUAAGGGGAAAAAAGGGGUUGGUGAAGGACGUUGGAGACUUAGCCAACCGCUGGCUACGAGCUGUUCUCUUGCCUGUGUUCGAACGCGGUAUAUUUGAAGAUCCCUAUAAAUUCGUUCAAAGAUUCUGCGCGCCAGGAAACCGUAUCAAUCGUCUCCGGUUCUCAUUCAUCGCUACCUCCGAUACGCACCGCGUCAGUUACCCGCCAGUUGAGCGCAUAACUGAAACAGACGUAGACGACCUCAACCCACUCUGGAACGAUCUAUUUGGUCUUUGUAACUUUUUCUCCUCCAUGGACAUAACUUUGACAGAAGCCCUUGCUCAGUACGUGGAUGAGAUAGAGUUAGCAGUCAACGACACUCCCGUCUUUCGACUUAGACCUCUGACAGCCAGCGCGGGAUUGAGAAUGAAAAACAUGGCCCUUACCAUCAAUCGUCCGUAUCUUCAAGCAAUCGGCUUUAUUUUGAACAUUCGAAUUCACGCCGUUAUUUCGAUCGAUCUUCCAGGUGAAUCCGGCUUCAUGUGUCAAGGCCAUAUGCCAGAAGUACCUACAUGGGAAGAUCUGCUUUUGAUAGAGGACGCAGAGACAGCGUAA
Aaosphaeria arxii CBS 175.79 is the source of this 1029-nucleotide messenger RNA. RefSeq lists its product as uncharacterized. The transcript has 2 exons. The coding region runs from base 1 to 1029 and encodes 342 amino acids. NCBI's taxonomy places the organism in Eukaryota, Fungi, Ascomycota, Dothideomycetes, Pleosporales. The record is from RefSeq and is a predicted model, not a curated record.